UUUGUCUCGCUCGAUCCGCGCGUUUUAGGUUUUCCCCGGGGUAUUCCAAAACUGCGAUUGGCUUUACUUCCGCAAAUACAUAAUUAUGCUAAAAUGCUACAAUACCACUGUGUUUUCAGGAUGACGUACAUGUUCCUCAGCAUUAUGAUUCCGAUACUGUAAACAAGUUUAUCAGAGCAGGAUACCUCAGAGCUCAGACUCGUUUAGCUAUAUGAUUGGCGAGGUUACAACUAUACACUACACAAAACAUACCAACCCCAAAGCAUAAACGACAUCGACCAUGUGGAGCAUAAGAUACAAGAAUUUGUUCUUCACGAUUGCCUUUGGCUGUUGGUGCUUCCAUCUUGUCAAGGCACAGCAGAGCACGCAUACUGACACACCGGAAGUGCUUCUCUGCGACGAGCUAUGCGAAUUCAGUGCAUGGGCAAUGCAUGCCUACUGCGGAGAGCGCAUGCUUGGUGACCUUCCCCUCCAGUGCCGAGAGGUAAAGACCCUUGAUGUCCGGUUGAACGAUAUCCACAGUCUGAGGAGUGGUCGUUUGUCAGAGUUUGAGAAUCUGAAGUACCUGUUCUUGGUCGGGAACAACAUGUCAGAAGUUGAGGACGGCGCCUUUGAAGGAUGUGAAGGGAUCGAGUUUUUGUCCUGGGGAGGAAAUAAUUUUACAAGGCUUACUCGGAACAAGUUUGUUGGGUUAACAAAUUUGAAACACAUGCUGAUGGAAAAUUCCAACAUCAGAGAAAUCGAGACGGAAGCUUUCAUAGAAACGCCACUCCUGAAGACGUUGGAUCUGUCUGGAAAUACUUUCAUCUCACCGCCCUGCGAUGUACUUCAUCCGCAGAAUGUGCUCACUGACUUGUCCCUGUCUGAUAACUUUAUCUCGAUCCUACCUGAACAGUGUUUCUCGAGGUUUCAGCAUCUGACGCGCUUGAAACUAAGCAAUAAUCCAAUACGUAUCAUCACGAACCUGUCUGCGUUCGAAGGUCUACGUUCUUUGAAAAAGUUGGAGAUUGACAACACGUCGCUGACAGCGUUAACAAACGGAUCUUUCCGCCAUAUCCAUACUGUGACUGAAUUCGUACUCUCAAGAAACCUGAUCAAAGUCCUGGAAGAGCGAGACUUUGCCACAUUGUCCGAAGUGGAGAUACUGCGCCUUGACCACAAUCAGAUCCACGCGAUCCACCAGCGAACCUUCGUCGAUCUUCAGAGCUUACGGCUGCUCGUCCUAUCCAACAAUAAUAUCAUGACGAUUGGACUCCACACUUUUAUUCCUGUAGAGACUACUUUAGAAGAACUGUAUCUUGAUAGUAACGAGCUACGAUCCAUCCAUAACAUCAGCGCUAGCAGCAUCCGCUCCUUAAAGAACCUAUCACUGGCGAGGAAUCCUCUGGAAUGCCAUUGCCAUCUUUCCACGUUCCGCCAUUCUACUUCCGGGAUGGAACAAGGUGGUGCCAGUGUCACUUGUAGAUUGGCUAAUGAACUCGAGGUAAACAUCUUUGAAACACGCUUAACAGCCACCCCAUGUCCUAAGCCAAAUCCGGGACAUGUCAAUCCUCUGGCAAGGAUAGAUCCCACCAAAAAACCUGUCGUGCCCAAGAAUGGUGAAACAACGGAACAGCUGGAAACCAACGAAUCGUCGAUGUUACAACAGCAUAUUUUCUACGUUCUUGUUGCUCUCAUGGUCUUGACUGCAUUAUUGGGAUGUGCCCUCCUGGCUUGGUGGAUUAUGAUGAUAAAAAUAAGGAAGGAAAACAAAGACAACAGUAAAUCGAGUGAGGAAAUCAACUAUGUAAAGGUUCCUUGUCAAACGGUGAUGUGGACCCUUUAUCUUCCAAGAACCCUAUUGGCUGUUGCAUUCGGAUGCUGGUGUUUCCAUCUUUCACGAGCGUGUACCACGACAUCUCGAUGCAGCGAGAUCUGUGAGUACAGCGACUGGGCCAAGCAUGCAGCCUGCGGGCGACGCUAUCUUGAAGACAUCCCUCAGGUGUGCUGUGGGGUCAAGUCCUUAGAUCUACGACAGAAUGACGUCCGGACUCUGCGAAAGGGAGCACUGAAAACCUUCACCAACCUCAAGUACAUUUACCUGGACAGGAACAACAUGUCUGUGGUCCGGAAGGGAGCGUUUCACGGAUGCUCCAAACUGGAGCAUCUAUCGAUGGGAGAGAAUAACUUCCGGGGUCUCACAAGACGCAUGCUAGAAGGGUUGGAGAAGGUCAAAUACCUUAUUAUAAGCCGAGGAAAGUUAAAGCGCAUAGAUCGAGGCACAUUCCUAGACACUCCAUCGCUCUUAACGCUUGACCUACAAGGAAACCAACUUUUGUCACCGCCAUGUGAAGCCCUUCCUGCAGGAAACAUCCUCAAGACGCUUUUCCUUUCUCGCAACCACAUUUCAGUCUUUCCCAGAUUGUGCUUCCAAAAUUUUACCGAACUCAAACGUCUGCAUUUGAAUGAUAAUCCAAUCGGCGACAUUACCAACAUCAAUGUCUUCCAGGGAUUAGAAUCCUUGGAGGAACUCAGUCUGAAGAAAGUUUCUCUCUCUGCGGUUCCUGUUGCCUUGUUCCGUGAUGUCAACACGUUGACCACACUCAUCAUGUCACACAACUUGAUCGAAUCCCUGCACGAGCGUGACUUCAUGGGCUUGCCGUACCUAACCACUCUCAACUUGGAAUCCAACCGAAUCGUCACUGUCCACGAGAAGGCCUUCAGUGGCCUGGACUUCCUUAAGUUCCUGGUCCUCUCGAACAACCGUAUCGUAUCCAUCGGCCAGGGUGCACUUCGGCCAGUCGAAGGAACACUUCACGACCUUCACCUCCAUGGCAAUACACUUCCUGAGAUCCAAAACAUCAGUUCAAGCUUUGCGUCAUUGGAGCGCAUCUUUAUUGCAGAUAACCCUCUGAUCUGUACCUGUCAACUCGCACCACUUCGUCAAUGGCUCCAACUGAACAGAGAUGUCCUGAGUUCAACAGAAGGAAAUGCAACAUGCACAAUACCUGACACUGAUCAAAACACUCCUGUUCUUGAAUCUAACCAGACAUACCCGUGUUUACAAACUACCCCAGGGACAUUUUUACUGCCUGAAGAAGAAAGAAGCACGGUUGAUUUUGAGGCAUCGACUUAUGGCAGUUUUCCUAAUAGCACCGGGGAUGUUCCAGAUUCAGACCUGCCUCGAAUGUUCCUGGUUACAUCAAGCACCAUUUUCGUUGUGCUGGUUAUGUUCAUGGUAGUCUUAUUAAUAGUUUGUUUCAAAGCGCGUCGGCGAACAAAACUAGAAAAGGACAGAGAAUCGGAUAGCAUCUAUGCCACUGUGGAUGAUAACUCCGUUGAAGAAAUCCCACCACGUCUGUACAAUUUAAGAAUUUCCUACAACCCUGUCUAUUCAACUCGCAUUCGAAAUCAAAAUGGCCGAAGUUGUAGCACUUCGUGUUCUUUGUGUAAUGGCUCUAGGGGACUGUCUUCUCUUUCUCCGUUUCCUCCAAUUCCAAACUCUCAAAGAAAUCCAACAGUUCCAAGUGGUUCCUGCAGAAACAAAGAACACACCAACUAUGACAACCCGACCAAUCAAAGACUGGCAAUUGCCUCCCAUAGUCAGUGUGGUCAUGGGACAGACGAAUCAAGGAAUAUUUGGGCAGAAAGUGUUUCUAAUGCAGAUAAUGAUGAAUACCUGAUUAAAAACGAUGUCUUAAUAUCAUCAAACGAAGUCACAACUAAAAGCAAGGGCCCUAACCAAGUAAGCUUCAGUGGUGACUCUGGUACGAAUGGAAUAAAUGCCAGGAAGAACAUUCGCGGUGGGGAGGAUGGUUUUACACCGAAGGGCGAAAAAUCGGCAGAUGGCGUUGAUGAUGGAGGUUAUUUGGUCGCAGAGACCUCAUUCCAAGUGCCUUUAUUUGAUCAUAGUCGUGGCUUGUCGCAUGAUGAUGCGAUAAACAAUUCUCGUGAGAAAAUUCUGGCUGGACCAGUAAAUACCAUAUGGACCCGGGUGUCGACGAAACGGAGCAUCAAGAGUGAUCACAGAAACUAUUUACAACAGUCCUACAUUGGGAAAGUAGUCCUGCGUCCUAUUGAUCCGACGCUGGGAGGAAACUAG
This is a messenger RNA of Strongylocentrotus purpuratus (purple sea urchin), 4081 nucleotides long. Its product is annotated as slit homolog 1 protein. Gene Ontology annotation, molecular function: protein binding. The coding region runs from base 281 to 4081 and encodes 1266 amino acids. NCBI's taxonomy places the organism in Eukaryota, Metazoa, Echinodermata, Echinoidea, Camarodonta, Strongylocentrotidae. The record is from RefSeq and is a predicted model, not a curated record. The transcript has 4 exons.